Molecule: messenger RNA, 913 nt
Organism: Phanerochaete carnosa HHB-10118-sp
Lineage: Eukaryota; Fungi; Basidiomycota; Agaricomycetes; Polyporales; Phanerochaetaceae
Exons: 4
Coding region: 63-791 (242 amino acids)
Source: RefSeq, a predicted model, not a curated record
CAUGGUGGACUCGCUCUCGCCAGAUUCUCGACCACCGCGCCUCUCCUCGUUUCCUUACAACCAUGUCAGAACCACAACCAGCGAACGACAUUCUAGGCCUCGACCUGAAUACUCUGAAAAUAAACGACGACAGCACUAGCGAUGCACCCGAAGUAGCCAAGGACGACCCAAGCGCGUCCGCUCCCGUGGACGCUACUUCUCCCUCCGCAGAGCAGCCACCGGCUAGCACAGAUCCCGAUGCAAAUGAAGACAAGAAGCCUCGUGAGCCGCGCAAGAAGCCCUAUGUGAAUCCCGAACGCGUCAAAACCGGUGGUGCUCAACGGGAGAAACUCAGUGAUGAACAGCUCGCAGAGCGUAUGGUCCGCAUACGGGAGCAGAAUGAGAGAAUCAAGCAGCGCCGUGCAGAUGUCGAGCAAGACGAGCUCGAGUUUAGAAAGACUCAGGAAGCAGAGCGUGCCAAGGCUGCUAAGAACAAAAAGGUGCAGGAAAACAUUGACCGCGCGCGCGAGCAGAACGCUCGCCGCAAGCUGGACAAGAUCCAAAGCCGCGAAUGGGACUCAGGCAAGCCUGGCGUGAAGCGAGCACCUGACGUGCCUGUCGCACCAGCGCGUGUCCCGCCGAGUGAGGGUGCGAGCAUAGGCAUCCGUGGCACUGCCCGUGGUAGUGGCGGUCGAGGACGAGGCAGGGGAAGAGGAGGUGCUCCGCCUACGUCAAACGCGAAUAACGCCGACGCGGCUGCUGAGCUCAUGACGGAGCCCACGACGACUGCUGAAGCUGAAGUACCGGGCUGAGCGUCCUGCGAGAUGAAGUAUACCCCACGACUGAUGUACUGCGUCCUGUUUGCUUUCACCUGCUGUGCUGUGUACUACUGUAAAGAGUAUGUUGUUUAACAAAAGAGGUCUUCACGAAUACC